AGGAAGAAUCCUCAGAGUGGGAAGAAGAAGAAGAAGAAUUUCCUCGAGAGGAAUAUAUUCAAAUGUACAAAACACUAUUUUAUGAGAAAAUAAAAUUAGGAAAGAAGAAUAUAAUCUUACAGAAACAAAUGCAUGAGUAUUGUAAAAAACGCAAGUUGGAUGUUUAUUUUGAAGAAAUUGAAACUCCAGAUCCAAAAUUGGAAGCAAAGUAUACAAGACAACUAACUGCAUUUGAGGAAUUUGUAGAAUUUGAGAAAAAUAGGCAUGUAACAUUAAAAGAAGAAUUACAAAAAUUAGAAUUGGAUAAAAUUGAAGCGGAACAAGAUCUAGAUCGUACUAUAGAAGAACUUAUUGCAAUAGAAAAGCACACAGGUUCAGGUUUGAUUUCUGCAUCCAGUGGAAAAGCUUUAGGAGAAAAGACAGUGGAUAAGUUGUUAAUAAAACAAAGAAAAACGAUACAAGAUCUUUACGAAACGCGACUUAGAUACAUCAAACUCAGAGAUACCUUAGCAGGAAAGGAAGCAAUAUUGAAGAAGCUUGAAACAUUGGGAGAAGGUUUACAUUUGUUGGAUUAUGAACAACUCAGAAUGGAGAAUCAGAGUUAUAGUGAUAAAAUUGAAGAACGCGACGAAGAAUUAACGCGUCUACGGAACAGUGCAACAUCAUCAAUACAAAUAUUGGCCCAUAUCAGAGAAAAAGCUAACUCAACAUCAUUGAGUAUUGAUGAUCUUUAUGAUGAUCUUGAAUUUGUUGAAAUGGAAGCAAAC
Gryllus bimaculatus (two-spotted cricket) is the source of this 767-nucleotide messenger RNA. Lineage: Eukaryota; Metazoa; Arthropoda; Insecta; Orthoptera; Gryllidae. The record is from the annotation of a GenBank genome assembly.